UUGGAAGUUGGGGUUAUGCUGGACGUGCGUUCCCUAGGGGCGCUGGUUCCCCAGGCCAGCUCUGGAGCAGGUGGAAAAGACGUUGGAGUCCAGGAAAGACAAAAGUUCCGGGCCCUUCUUCUCCACACCCUCCCCACCCUUCUCCCUAGCUGUGGGGGGAGGAGCUUCCGUCGAGGUCGGACGAGGCGUGGGGCCUUGCCCGCGGGUGAGUCCCCAGCCGCGUGGAAAGGCGCCGCCGACCUGCCCGAUCUGAGGCCUGCCCUGAGCUCCGGGACCCAAGGGGGUGGCUUCGGAAGGACGCUCCGCGUUUCCAUCCGUUUCUUGCCCUAUCUCCCCAAAUCUGGCCCCAGAAUCCCACCCUGGACGCCGCCCCAGGCCACUCGGUCGCCCGGGGGCCUCACACGGGGAUUGCCCCGGUGGCGGGGCACCGGCUCAACAGCCCCUGAGAAAAUGCCAACACCUGAGCUGUCGACUCAGGGGCCCUUCGUGCCUCCAGACCUCUGGGCACUAUUGCUAGUGAUUGCUGCACGGCCGUCGACUUCGAAAGCCACCUCCAUCCCUCUCUGGGCGCCCCCCCCCCUCCCCGCCCCCGAGUCGGCCAGGAGCUUGACAGGCGGCCUAGGAAAGAGCGGGCUAAUUCUCUGGCCGAGGCCCCACGUUGCCUGUGAAAAUCGCUUUAGGUUUUUGGGUGUGACCCGGAGCCUGGGCAGGUCAAGGACUACCGGCCAAGACAAAGGGGGGUGUGGAAUCGUUCCCACGCUCGCCGUCAUCCGAAAAGAAACCCAAGUCAAGAAAUCCCCUCUUGGCAGUACGGGCUGCCUUGAGCUGGCCUUUCCAGGGGCCGGGAGUGGGGCCCCCGAGGAGGCCGGGGGCUCUAGGUAGCCCGGGCCGGGGUUCAGGCUCCCGCCGCCCCAAGGCGCGCUCUCCCAGACUCCCUUGCGCCCGGGCGGGCGGCUCGGGGCCCUUCCGGCCGCCGCGGACCCCCGGGCUCCCGGGGGCGCCGCCACUCGGCUGCCGGGGCGGGCCCGGCUCCCCCGGCCGCUGCAGUCCCGCCCCGGCCGCGAUGCCCGGGCGGGGAAGCCCGAGAGUUGGCUCCCGGCCGGCCCAGGGCCCCUCCGGCCCGCAUUCCCGAGGCCUGAACGGCGAACAGGAGGAGGCUGGGUAGCGGCCAGCGCCCCCCCCCCCCCACCCAAGGACCACACCGGCGCCAUCCGGCUCCCUCCUGCGGGACCCAGGACUAUUUAUUGAAGGCAUCCAGCAUCUCCAGUUAGCAGUACUGACUUUUUCCCCCCAACACUACAUCAACACUCUUGGCCUGGAUCUGGACACAGAAGACUCCUGUUUCAAGAAAAUACAAUCAUCUCUCAAAUCCUGUAAUUUAUAUGCAGUUUAAACUCACUAGGUAUUGAAAGCCACCCAAGUGUCCCACAACAUAGGGUAAAAUAUAAUCAAUCAUUCGGUGUAAUAUUAUACAUCCUUUAAAAAUGUUAUUGGAAAAUGUUUUAUGAUCUGUAAGUCAAAAUAGCCCUUUCCCAUCGUUUCUUUCUCCCUGCUGCUCCCUUAUACCCACGCUUCUAUGUUCCAAUUGGCAUGUAAACUUGUCUCUCCGGCCAAAUGAGUCAGUCGUGAAGGGGAACGGCAAUUGAUUUGAACAGAUGUGUGUCAAUGUUACUUGGAAAACUAGAUGCCAAUAACCAGGGCCACAAAAAAAGGGCAGCGGUUGCAACUCUGUAAAAAUUUAUGCCUGCCUACAGACAAUGACUAUAGGGGGACCCCCCCCCCCCAGGAAAAGAGUUGGAUACACGCCAGUGCUGGGAGACUGAUUGUAUGCUGCUUUGGAUUUUCCAUUAAUGCAAGAUAACUGUCCAAUUAAAAAGACCUACUAAGGGC
Molecule: messenger RNA, 1890 nt
Organism: Phacochoerus africanus (Common warthog)
Lineage: Eukaryota; Metazoa; Chordata; Mammalia; Artiodactyla; Suidae
Exons: 4
Coding region: 16-882 (288 amino acids)
Source: RefSeq, a predicted model, not a curated record